AUGAUCGUAAGCUUCUUCGACCAGUUUGCAAGCCCCGUAUUUCUCGGAAUCCCAUUAAUUGCCAUCGCAAUUGCACUGCCCUGGAUACUCUAUCCAACCCCCUCAUCUCGGUGGGUAAACAAUCGACUCAUCACAACACAAGAGUGGCUUAUUAACCGGUUCACUAAUCAAUUAAUGCUACCGCUGAAUAUAGGAGGACAUAAGUGAGCAUUACUACUAACCUCAUUAAUAAUUUUCUUAAUUACAACCAAUAUGCUUGGGCUACUGCCUUACACCUUUACACCCACCACGCAGCUGUCCCUUAAUUUAGGAUUUGCAGUACCCCUAUGACUUGCCACAGUAAUUAUUGGAAUGCGGAAUCAACCAACAGUCGCCCUAGGACACCUUUUACCAGAAGGAACACCUAUUAUACUAAUCCCCGUACUAAUUGUUAUCGAAACAAUUAGCCUGUUUAUACGACCACUAGCCCUAGGGGUUCGACUCACAGCCAACCUAACCGCAGGCCACCUCCUAAUUCAACUUAUCGCCACAGCUGUGUUUGUCCUUCUACCAAUAAUACCUGUAGUAGCAAUCCUAACCGCCGCCCUGCUCUUCAUGCUGACACUAUUAGAAGUUGCGGUGGCAAUAAUCCAAGCUUAUGUAUUUGUACUUCUUUUAAGCCUGUACCUUCAAGAAAACGUUUAA
Messenger RNA from Sinocyclocheilus grahami, 684 nucleotides. NCBI's taxonomy places the organism in Eukaryota, Metazoa, Chordata, Actinopteri, Cypriniformes, Cyprinidae. The record is from the annotation of a RefSeq genome assembly.